AUGGCUGCUGCUGCUUCUCUCAGAACUCAAGCCUCUUCUCUUCUUUUGCUUCACAAUCCUCACCCAAAUCCAAACUACUCAAAACCUAAUCUUUCCAUUCUCUCUAAACCCUCAAGACGAUCAUUUUCUCUCUCUGCAACUUUUCCUCCUUCCCUUUCUCAUUCUUCACCUUCCAUUUUCCUUCCUUUUCUCGAACAAGAAAAACAAGAAGUUGAACACCCAGAAACAAUACAAACACAACAUAAUGAUGGGACUAAUGAAGUGGACAAAGAAAAAGGAGGAGGAGGAGGAGAAGAAGAGGACCCUAUUGACCCAAUUAUAAGAUUCUUCAAGUCUCAAACUUCAACAACUCAAGACCCACCCCAACAAGGCAAAUUCGCUCUUAAAAAAAACAGACGCUCUUCAUGGCACCUAGCCCCUCGGUUUGAUACAGACGCUCAAAAUGAAGAAAUCCAACAAAUUGGUACUCCAAGUUCUGUUUCUGGGCCAUUACCUGAUGGAGUUGUAGGAGAAAUAUUGAAAAUUGCUAGGGAGGUACCGAAGAAUAUGACUUUGGGAGAGAUGUUGAGUGGUUAUGAAGGGAGGGUUAGUGCUAAAGAGAGUGUGGAAAUAUUGGGGUUGAUGGGAGAGGAGGGUCUGUUAAUGGGUUGUUUGUAUUUUUAUGAGUGGAUGGGGUUGCAAGAACCAUCUUUAGUUACUGCUCGUGCUUGUACUGUUUUGUUUCCAAUAUUGGGAAGAGCUGGAAUGUGUGAUAAGUUGGUGAUUUUGUUCGGGAAUUUGCCUCAACAGAAGGAGUUUCGAGAUGUUCAUGUUUACAAUUCUGCUAUUUCUGGUCUUCUCUGCUGUGGAAGGCAUAAUGAUGCUUAUGAGGUGUAUGAGGCUAUGGAAGUGAAUAAUGUUUCUCCAGAUCAUGUGACAUGCUGUAUAAUGAUUACAAUCUUGAGGAAAAGGGGUCGUACUGCAAAAGAGGCAUGGGAAUUCUUUGAGAGAAUGACCAGGAAAGGAGUCAAAUGGAGUCCAGAAGUUCUAGGAGCUCUAAUAAAAUCAUUCUGUGACGAGGGACUGAAGAAUGAAGCCCUUGUUAUCCAGACAGAAAUGGAGAGAAGAGGCAUCUCUUCAAAUGCUAUCAUCUAUAACACAUUAAUGGAUGCCUAUAGCAAAUCCAACCAAAUUGAAGAAGCCGAAGGUCUUUAUUCUGAGAUGAAGUCAAAAGGCCUGAAGCCCACUUCUGCUACCUUUAAUAUACUUAUGGACGCAUACAGCAGAAGAAUGCAGCCUGAUAUAAUAGAGAAACUGCUGCUGGAAAUGCAGGAUGCAGGAUUAGUACCUAAUUCCAAAUCCUAUACAUGCCUGAUCAGUGCUUACGGAAGACAGAAGAAAAUGAGUGAUAUGGCUGCAGAUGCGUUCUUGAGAAUGAAGAAAGUUGGUAUAAAACCUACUUCAUAUUCUUAUACUGCUCUUAUACAUGCUUAUUCAGUUAGUGACUGGCAUGAGAAGGCUUAUACAACGUUUGAGAAUAUGCAAAGGGAAGGAAUCAAACCAUCUAUUGAAACUUACACAACCCUUCUAGAUGCAUUCAGGCGUGCUGGUGAUACAAAAACAUUGAUGAACCUUUGGAAAUUGAUGAUGAGUGAAAAAGUCGAAGGGACACGGGUGACAUUUAACAUUCUUCUUGAUGGGUUUGCCAAACAAGGUCACUACAUGGAAGCAAGGGAUGUGAUAAAUGAAUUCAAGAAGUUUGGCUUGCAUCCAACAGUGAUGACAUAUAACAUGCUGAUGAAUGCGUAUGCACGGGGAGGGCAAGACUCAAAGUUGCCUCAGCUAUUGAAAGAAAUGGCUACCCUCAAUCUAGAACCUGAUUCCAUCACUUAUAUGACCAUGAUCUAUGCGUAUGUCCGAGUUCGUGAUUUCAGAAGAGCAUUUUUUUAUCACAAGAUGAUGGUGAAAAGUGGGAAGGUGCCGGAUGCCAAGUCCUAUCAAAAGCUUAGGGCAAUAUUGGAUGUAAAAGCAGCAAUAAAGAACAGGAAGGACAAGAGUGCUAUACUUGGUAUUAUUAAUAGCAAAAUGGGUAUGUUGAAAGUAAAGAAGAAAAGGAAGAAAGAUGAAUUCUGGAAGAACAAGAAAAAGCAUGUGAGAGCUCCUAAUGUUUCCGAUGAUAAAUAA
Molecule: messenger RNA, 2163 nt
Organism: Dovyalis caffra
Lineage: Eukaryota; Viridiplantae; Streptophyta; Magnoliopsida; Malpighiales; Salicaceae
Source: the annotation of a GenBank genome assembly